Messenger RNA from Ahaetulla prasina, 2067 nucleotides. Its product is annotated as vomeronasal type-2 receptor 26-like. Bases 1 to 2067 code for a protein of 688 amino acids. Lineage: Eukaryota; Metazoa; Chordata; Lepidosauria; Squamata; Colubridae. Gene Ontology annotation, molecular function: G protein-coupled receptor activity. The record is from RefSeq and is a predicted model, not a curated record. The transcript has 6 exons. Gene Ontology annotation, biological process: G protein-coupled receptor signaling pathway. Gene Ontology annotation, cellular component: membrane.
AUGCACAAAGCCAAAUGCCUCCUGACUCUGCAGCAGAGUGAAGUGGACCCGCAGCAUCAUUACAAGCCAGGAGAUUAUAUCAUUAGCGGCAUAGUCUCUGCAAUGGAUGCUCGGUUUCAAUUAUUAAGCUUUGCUGGAAGCCCUUCAACAAAAUUCUCACAAAAAUCACCAAAGCUUUAUUGGAAAUUUAUGCCCUUCCUUUUUGCUAUUGAGGACAUCAACCGGGAUGACCACCUCUUACCCAACAUCACCCUGGGUUAUAAUAUCUAUGAGAACUUCUUCAAGGUAGAGAUGACUACAGAUCCUUUGCUGGACCUGCUUUCAGAUGGGGAGGCCAAUGUGCCCAACUACAGGUGUGGAAGGCAGAGAAACACAGUGGCUGUUCUGGAAGACGUGGAGACUGGCAUCUCCAUCCAGAUGUCAACCUUGUUGGGCACUUACAAAAUCCCCCAGAUCAGUUAUAAUUUGGCUUCCAUGACUCUGAUGGAUAAAACUCAUUUUCCUUUCUUCUACCCAAUGCUCCCUACUGAAGGAAUUGAAUACCCAGGGAUCACCCAGCUUCUUCUCUACUUCAAGUGGACCUUGGUUGGUCUCAUCGCUCCAGAAACCGACCAGGGGGAGAGGUUCAUGAGGACAAUGUCUUCUUUGAUGUUAAGGAACGGGAUUUGUGCAGUUCUAUAUCAAAGCUUUACACUGAAUUUUGCAGAUAUGACUUUCAAUUCAGAUGAAUAUUACAAAUGGGUAAAAGUCAAUGUCUUUGUUUAUGGCUCAGAGACUAGUUCGUUCUUGAUAGGAAUGAGAAUUAUAGAUGCGAUCCUUACCCAUCUUUCGAAACAUGUUGUAGGUAAAGUCUGGAUCAACACAGCUCAGUGGGUUUUUAGUCUUGAUUUUAUGUUUAACGUGUAUUCCUUGAAACACAUUGGUGCUUUUUUUUCCUUUCUGAUAAAGGAAAGGAAAUGGGCAAGCCGUGGUGCUUUUGGUAUCUUUAUUGACUUCCUAGUUGAUUUUUUGGAGAAAACUUUUAGAUGUUCAUCCCCCAAGGACGCCUUUUCAGUAAAAGUCUGGAGACGGUGCAGACAGAGAGAAGAACUUGUGUCUCUGAGGAAGGAGGAGAUAGAUCAGAUCCUGACCCUGGACAGCUACCUCAUCUACAACACCAUCUGGGCUGUUGGGAGGGCCUUAAAUUCAGCUUACAUAUCCACAUCCAAGAGAUCAGUGAGGAACAGAAGUAUGAAGAUGGAUGCUCCAAGGCUGAAGACUUGGCAGCCCUUGCCACCCUCUACAUGUGUGGAAAGCUGUCGUCCUGGGUUUAAGAAAGUACCUCAAGAAGGGGAGCCCAUUUGCUGCUACGACUGUCAUCGUUGUGCAGAAGGAACCAUCUCCGCCAUAGAAGAUGCUGAAAAAUGCACCGAAUGUCCUGCAGAUCAACAUCCAAACAUCAACCAAGAUGAAUGUAUACCUAAGACAGAAACUUUCCUAUCCUUUCGAGAAAAUUUGGGGAUCAGCCUAGCUUCUCUUGCCUCUUUCCUCUCUUUAGUAACAGGUUUCGUCUUGGGAAUCUUCAUUAAAUUCCGAGAAACUCCCAUCGUCAGAGCCAAUAAUCGGGACCUUUCCUACAUCCUCCUCAUCUCCCUCCUGCUUUCCUUCUUGACAUCGUUCUUAUUCAUUGGCCAGCCGAGGAAAGCCACUUGUCUUCUCCAACAAACAGCCUUCAGCAACAUCUUCACAGUUGCCAUUUCUACAGUCUUGGCCAAAACAGUCACUGUGGUAUUAGCUUUCUUUGCCACAAAACCAGGGAAUAAUUUGCAAAGAUGGUUAGGGAAGACCUUGUCCAAUUCUAUCAUCCUUUCAUGUUCUGGUGUCCAAGUUCUCCUCGGCAGCAUCUGUGUCUGGAUAUCCUUCGUUCCCACUUACCUCAGCACCAAGGGGAAGUAUAUGGUGGCUGUGCAGGUCUUCUCCAUCUUGGCCUCCAGUACUGGCCUGCUAGGCUGCAUCUUCAUCCCCAAGUGCUACAUUAUCUUUUUAAGACCAUCACUGAAUACAAAAGAACAUUUGAUGUCAAAAUAA